AUGCCGAACACAUCCGAAGGUAACCGAGUGGUCGUAGCCACGAGUUCAGUUGUUUGCGCCGAAGGACGACUGCUGCGGUCUCUACCGGCGGACUUCAUAAACGCUGUGAGGCUUCCCCGCAACGCACAGGCCGCUACCACCUUCGCCGGGGCAGCUGCGAUCGUCAGCGGCUUCGGAAGAAUCAACAGCGCUAACAACUUUAUCUCAUCCAACCUGCUGUUCGCCGAAGUGCAGGUCAUUGCGAACACCGUGUGCGCCAGCACUUUCGGCGCCGCCAUUCAAGCCACCAACAUCUGCAGCAUCGGCACCAACGGAAGGAGCCCUUGCAACGGCGACAGCGGCGGUCCCCUGGUCGUGAGGGAGGCUGACGGGCUGUUCACUCUGGUGGGAGCCGUGUCCUUCGGCAUCCAGAACUGCCCGGCCAACUCCCCGGCAUCGUACGUGCGCACCAGCCGCUACCUCGCCUGGAUCUCGUCCGCCACCGGCAUCGCCAUCCGCGCCUGAGG
Messenger RNA from Bacillus rossius redtenbacheri, 506 nucleotides. RefSeq names its product chymotrypsin-like protease CTRL-1. NCBI's taxonomy places the organism in Eukaryota, Metazoa, Arthropoda, Insecta, Phasmatodea, Bacillidae. The transcript has 4 exons. Bases 1 to 504 code for a protein of 167 amino acids. Gene Ontology annotation, biological process: proteolysis. Gene Ontology annotation, molecular function: serine-type endopeptidase activity. The record is from RefSeq and is a predicted model, not a curated record.